This is a messenger RNA of Pipra filicauda (Wire-tailed manakin), 3062 nucleotides long. It is a transcript of the gene EFNA2, whose product is annotated as ephrin A2. Lineage: Eukaryota; Metazoa; Chordata; Aves; Passeriformes; Pipridae. The coding region runs from base 44 to 643 and encodes 199 amino acids. Gene Ontology annotation, biological process: osteoclast differentiation; ephrin receptor signaling pathway; axon guidance. Gene Ontology annotation, cellular component: plasma membrane. Gene Ontology annotation, molecular function: ephrin receptor binding. The transcript has 4 exons. The record is from RefSeq and is a predicted model, not a curated record.
CCCCGUGAAGCGGCCGGAGCCGCGCCCGCCGCCCGCCGGGACGAUGGUGCGCUGCGGGGCGGCCGCGCUGCUCGCCGCGCUCCUCGGCGUCUGCGUCUGGACCGACGAGACCGGGAAAGUUAUCUCGGACCGCUUCGCCGUCUACUGGAACCGGAGCAACCCCAGGUUCCACCGCGGGGACUACACGGUGGAGGUGAGCAUCAACGACUACCUGGACAUCUACUGCCCGCACUACGAGGAGCCGCUGCCCGAGCGCAUGGAGAGGUACAUCCUGUACAUGGUGAACUACGAGGGCCACGCGUCCUGCGACCACCGGCAGCGCGGCUUCAAGCGCUGGGAGUGCAACCGCCCCGACUCCCCCAACGGGCCCCUCAAGUUCUCCGAGAAGUUCCAGCUCUUCACCCCCUUCUCGCUGGGGUUCGAGUUCAGACCCGGCCACGAGUACUAUUACAUCUCCGCGUCCCCCCCGAACACGGUGGACAGGCCCUGCCUGAAGCUGAAGGUUUAUGUUCGGCCAACGAACGAUUCCCUCUACGAGUCCCCGGAGCCCAUUUUCACCAGCAACAACUCCUGCUGCAGCCUCAGGGUCCCGCCGGCGGCGCUGGCGGUGGUGCCGGUCGUCUGGACGCUCCUGGCCUCGUAGCCCGACCCCGCCGGGAGCGGCUCCGCGGGGCAGGAGCGGCCCGGGCACGGAUCCUGCCCACCCCGACCCGCCCGGAUGGUGCCUGGGGAGGUCACUGGUGCUGCCGGCGAGGAUCCUGCGGCCACGGGAAGUCCCUGUGGUGGCACAGUCAUCCCUUGGGGAGCGGUGCCGGGCUGUCCCGCGGGAUGGAUCCCGGCUCCCAUCCCUGUCCCGCAGCUCGAGCUCCGGCCAUCCCGGUCGGGCAUCGCUUUUUACAUUUCUAGACCAAAUACAGAGUCCUCGUCAGUCGGUUUUUUUCUUUUUUUUUUUUUUAAGGAAAAAAAAAAAGGUUUUUAUUUUUAGUUGUUGGGUUUUUUCCCAGCCGGGCCCCCCCCAGGCCAGACUGACCUGCCCGGGGCCAGGCUCAGCCCCCGCCCGGUGGAGCCUCCGGACUGCCGGGACCGCCGGACACAACGAUGGUGCCAACGGCUCCGUGGGCACGGACUCCUUCCCAGCCCGGCCGCAGGAUGUUGCAGAGCCGGUCCGGACACCCCCGGACACUCCUGGACACGAGGGUGGACAGACACAGCCCCCCUGGGGGGGUCACCCCAUUCCCUUCGCUCGUGCCACAGAUGGCACCAGUGUCCCCAUGGAACACCGGGACAGCUCCGUGAACAGCAGAGGAAACUGGAUCCAGCCGAGGGGAGCACCGGGAAGGGCCGGCAGGGAGCACUGGGAUGGCCAGUGCUGGGAGAGCACCGGGGAUGGCCGGCUGAUACCGGGAGCACUGGAAUGGGUGGCAUGGAGAGCACCGGGAAUGGCCAGCAGGAAGAGCAGUGGGGAUGUCUGCUGGCACAGGGAGCACCGGGAAUGGCCGGCACAGAGAACGCCAGGGAUGACUGGGACUGGGAGCCCCGGGAACGGCCGGCACUGAGAGCACCGAGGAUGGACUGGAGAGCACUGGAGAUGGCUGGCACUGAAAAUGGCUGGCACUGGGAGCACCAGGAAUAGCUGGCACUGAAAAUGGCUGGCACUGGGAGCACCAGGAAUAGCUGGCACUGAAAAUGGCCGGCAUUGGGAACACCGGGAAUAGCUGGCACUGAAAAUGGCCGGCACUGGGAGCACCAGGAAUAGCUGGCACUGAAAAUGGCCGGCACUGGGAACACCGGGAAUGGCCGGCUGGCACGGGAAGCACCGCCGGGCGCUGGGAGCCGGCGGGCCGGGCUCGCCCAGCCGUGGGCAUCAUUCCAAGGACAUUUGUCCGGCGCCGGGCUGGAGCCCCUGCCGGAGCAGGGCUGAGCUCGCCGGGGCGGGAGGAGGCUGUGCCAUGGAUUUUCCUCCUCCGCUCUGCACCGUGUCCCCCCAAUGCCUUGGGGGUCCAAGAGUCCCCCCAGGGGGGCCACGUCCAUCGUGGUGCUCCCCACGGUCCCCCCUUUGCCCCCCGACAUUCCGGGGGUUGGGCUUGGGGACUUUUCCCUUUUCCUUUGCAUUAAUAAGCAAACCCCCCCCCCCCAAAACCCCUGAUCCGAGGUUGGCCCUGACCCCAGGGGUGGCAGGUCCCCAGGGAGGGGUCCCCCCGCAGCCCCGGGGUCUGACCCCUCCUCGCCUUAAAUCUGGGGCUGUCCCACCUGGGGGGGUCCCCUGCCUGUCCCACAGAGCCCCCCCAUUCCCCAGGGGGUUGGUGGUCCCAGGGGAUGCCGGUGAUGGGCUCAGCCCCAGCCGCAGCCCCCCAUUCCAAGCGGAUCCUGGCCCUUCCCGAGGGCUCCGUCCCUGUACAUACAGCGCUAUACUGUGAGCGGUUUUUUUUAUGUAUUGUUGAGAAUGGAUUUUAUGGAAGGGUUUAUCUUAUUUUUAUUUUAUUUUUAUUUUUUAGACUAGGAAGCUGGAAUCUCGCAAUAAGCUCAUCUCGACCAUCCAAAAAAAAAACCAACCAAACAAACAAACGGAUAAAAAAAAAAAAAAUACAAAAAAAAGAAAAACCCCACGAUAAAAAAAAUCGCAUUCCCUGCUGUCCCUGUCCCUGUCCCCGUGUGUCCAGACCAGGUCGUGGUUCCCGAAGGUGACAAAAGCAUUGUGUUUAUGGGGGGGAUGAGGGGGGACCCACUGGGCUCCGACACGGAGCCAACAGCACCCGCCUGGCCUUCGGUCUGUGUUUUAUAUAUAUAUAGAUUAUAUAUAUAAAUAUCUAUAUUGUGUACAGCGACUGUGGGAGAGUGGAAGGACGGAGGCGGCAGGGGCAGGGCUGGGGGGUCCCCCAGAGCAGCCCCCCCUCCUCGGCGCUGUCCCUCCGUGCUGGUCCCCGUCGUGCCUCGCUCCGUCCUUCGACAUUCCGCUUUCGUCCUCGACGUCGUGCUGAUGGUAACCGGAUCUAUCGCCCCCCCAUUUGGAUUCUGUAUUUUUUUAUAAUAAAAUGCAAAUAAAUGUCGUGUGAGGCCCUUGC